AUGGCUCGAGUUCAACAGUUGAGAUCCUCCCAACAAUUGUUUAGAAAGCAGUUUUGCUCUUUGUUUGACCUGAAUUUGAAUUCGCAUAUCCAUUUCCUGCUGCGAAAGCUGCUGAAGUCGCUCAUAAGUGUUGUAAAGCGCAAGAAGUGUUUCGUAGUACCAAGCUCGGGAUUCGUGACGAGCGGCAUACUGUUGGAAACUUUUGCUGGUGAAAAAUUUGAGUUUGAAAAGAAGAAGAAUUUCGUCAUGGAUGCCGUAGUACAACGAGAACAAGUCGCCCAAGGUUUUUCUCGUCAUCAAAUCUUGCACUUUGGAGAGUUCUAUUUUGUUAUCUUUGGUGACAGUAGCACGUAUUUGACGAGUCAAAGUACGGACUCGAAAUGGAGUUUUUUCCAAAUCGAAGAAACUGUCGAUACAUUGCCAAGCCGCCCACCAACGGCGUCAAUCGACUUGAGAAAAUUGAACAGAAUAGUAUAA
Messenger RNA from Meyerozyma guilliermondii ATCC 6260, 477 nucleotides. RefSeq lists its product as uncharacterized. The coding region runs from base 1 to 477 and encodes 158 amino acids. The transcript has a single exon. The record is from RefSeq and is a predicted model, not a curated record. Lineage: Eukaryota; Fungi; Ascomycota; Pichiomycetes; Serinales; Debaryomycetaceae.